AUGAAACCAUUGAGUCGAACAAAUGAUCCAAUCACAGCAGAUUUAAUUGAAGGUCUAGUCAAAGCUUCAAAUUUAUCCAAGGAACCAGACAGUAUGCUGAAACUUCGAUCUUUGGCAAAAUCAUUAAAAGAAUCAGAACAUAUUCUUUCUCCGAUUUCAACACUGCAGACUAGCACAGAAAUUGAAACGUGUCUUUGCAAUUUCGACAAAUGGGAUUUCAAUAUAUUUGACCUUGAACGUGUAACCAAUAAAAAACCGUUAACCUAUUUAGGCAUGAGGAUAUUGGACAGUUUCAAUGCAGUCAAUGUACUACGUAUACCUAGUCAAAUAUUGGUUGGUUGGUUGACAGUAAUUGAAGAACAUUACCAUGCUGAUAAUCCAUAUCACAAUGCUACGCAUGCUGGUGAUGUUUUACAAGCAUCAGCUUAUUUUUUGCAACAUAAUUUAAUAAGGUCAAUAUACACCAGUAUUGAUGAGGUAGCAACACUUCUCGCUGCUAUUGUACACGAUGUGGAUCAUCCUGGGAGAACUAAUCCAUUCCUUGUGAAUAACAGUGACCCAUUAGCUAUUUUAUACAAUGAUAUUGCUGUUUUGGAAAGUCACCAUGUGGCUCUGUCGUUUGAACUAACUCUCAAGUCACCUGAAAUCAAUAUCUUUCAAAAUCUUACACGAGACGAGUAUCGAACAAUGCGUAGUUAUAUUGUUGAUAUGGUGUUAGCGACUGAAAUGGUACGACAUUUUGACAUUGUUACAAAAUUUGUCAACACAUUGAGCAAGCCAAUGUUGACAAAGAAUCGACAUCACGAUCGUUCUUCCGUUGGAAGUAUGAGUUCUAUGGAGUCAUGUUCAAUAGGUGUGCCAAUGUCUCACUCAACUUCACCUAGUCCUGGGCAAGAAAGAAUAUCCAGCACAUUAGAAAACUUGUCCACUACAGAGAAUAGAGCUUUAAUUAAACGCCUAAUUAUAAAAUGCUCUGAUGUCAAUAAUCCCACUAGACCAUUGUCCAUUUGUAAGGAAUGGGCAUCAAGAAUAGCUGAAGAAUAUUUUUGUCAGACUGAAGAAGAGAAACAACGUAAUUUACCAAUUGUUAUGCCAAAUUUUGAUCGUCAAACAUGUAAUAUUUCACAAUCUCAAAUCUCAUUUAUUGAUUUCUUCCUGAAAGGAAUGUUCUCAGGAUUCGAUUCUGUUUUCCCUAUACCGGAGCUGAUGAGCAAUCUAGAAAGCAAUACAGCCUACUGGGCAAGUAAUAUAGAAAAAGAAAAACAGCAGCAACAUCAACAACUAAAACAACACGAAACUCGAACAGAAGACAGUGAGAAGUAA
Messenger RNA from Heterobilharzia americana, 1323 nucleotides. Lineage: Eukaryota; Metazoa; Platyhelminthes; Trematoda; Strigeidida; Schistosomatidae. The record is from the annotation of a GenBank genome assembly.